Molossus molossus (Pallas's mastiff bat) is the source of this 4962-nucleotide messenger RNA. It is a transcript of the gene ANKRD28, whose product is annotated as ankyrin repeat domain 28. NCBI's taxonomy places the organism in Eukaryota, Metazoa, Chordata, Mammalia, Chiroptera, Molossidae. The coding region runs from base 335 to 3310 and encodes 991 amino acids. Gene Ontology annotation, cellular component: ciliary inversin compartment; cytoplasm. The record is from RefSeq and is a predicted model, not a curated record. The transcript has 30 exons. Gene Ontology annotation, molecular function: protein binding. Gene Ontology annotation, biological process: protein localization to ciliary inversin compartment.
AAUGGUGAAACCAAGAUCUGAAUUAGUAAGAUUUUUAAUAUUAUCCAGUAAUUCAGUGUUUUAAGGCCUGAGAGUGGAAUUGAAACAAUACAACUACUGCUUCUACCAGAGGAAAAUAGUAUGGGGAUUCCUCUUAUGCCUCCAGUUUUGUUUGGAUGCCCACCUCUGUCCCACGUGACUUGGAGAAAUCCCUAAUAGUCCAUCACUGGUGCAAGCUAUAUUUAAUGGAGAUCCUGAUGAAGUUCGAGCACUAAUAUUUAAGAAAGAAGAUGUUAACUUUCAGCGACUAAUUGUUCAGUAAUUUCUGUGCCAAGAAUUCUGUUUGCUGGGGACAAUGAAAAGAGAACUCCACUGCAUGCUGCAGCCUAUCUUGGAGAUGCAGAGAUCAUUGAACUGCUUAUUUUAUCUGGAAGCAGUUCAGGUACUCUUGAAGCAUUCUGCUGAUGUUAAUGCUAGAGACAAAAAUUGGCAAACCCCUUUACACAUAGCUGCUGCUAAUAAAGCCGUGAAGUGUGCUGAAGCUUUGGUACCUCUUCUGAGUAAUGUGAACGUGUCUGAUCGAGCAGGGAGAACUGCAUUGCAUCAUGCAGCUUUCAGUGGACAUGGUGAGAUGGUCAAACUACUCCUGUCUAGAGGUGCCAAUAUUAAUGCUUUUGACAAGAAAGAUAGACGUGCUAUUCAUUGGGCAGCUUAUAUGGGUCACAUUGAAGUAGUGAAAUUACUUGUGGCACAUGGAGCUGAAGUGACAUGCAAGGAUAAGAAGUCCUAUACACCUCUUCAUGCUGCAGCCUCUAGUGGAAUGAUCAGCGUAGUCAAAUACCUUCUAGACCUUGGAGUUGAUAUGAAUGAACCAAAUGCCUAUGGAAAUACACCUCUUCAUGUAGCCUGCUAUAAUGGACAAGAUGUUGUAGUGAAUGAACUUAUAGACAGUGGUGCUAAUGUAAAUCAAAAGAAUGAAAAAGGAUUUACUCCUUUGCACUUUGCUGCUGCAUCAACACAUGGAGCACUGUGUUUAGAGCUUCUAGUAGGCAAUGGGGCUGAUGUCAAUAUGAAGAGCAAAGAUGGGAAAACCCCACUGCACAUGACUGCCCUCCACGGUAGAUUCUCCAGAUCACAAACCAUUAUCCAGAGUGGAGCUGUAAUUGACUGUGAGGAUAAAAAUGGAAACACCCCUUUGCACAUAGCAGCAAGGUAUGGCCACGAGCUGCUAAUCAACACUCUUAUUACAAGUGGUGCUGACACUGCAAAGCGUGGCAUACAUGGGAUGUUCCCCCUCCAUUUGGCAGCCUUAAGUGGUUUUUCAGAUUGCUGCAGGAAACUUCUUUCUUCUGGAUUUGAUAUAGAUACCCCAGAUGAUUUCGGUAGGACCUGUCUACAUGCAGCUGCAGCUGGAGGGAAUUUGGAGUGCCUAAACCUUCUGCUAAAUACUGGUGCAGACUUCAACAAAAAGGACAAAUUUGGGAGAUCUCCACUGCACUAUGCUGCUGCCAACUGCAAUUACCAGUGCCUGUUUGCUCUUGUGGGAUCAGGAGCCAGUGUGAAUGACCUUGAUGAAAGAGGAUGCACACCCCUGCACUAUGCGGCUACAUCAGACACAGAUGGCAAGUGCCUAGAAUACUUACUAAGAAAUGAUGCAAAUCCAGGGAUCCGGGAUAAGCAAGGAUACAAUGCAGUACAUUAUUCUGCUGCGUAUGGUCACCGACUAUGUCUUCAGCUGAUUGCAAGUGAAACUCCUUUAGAUGUUUUAAUGGAAACCUCGGGAACAGAUAUGCUGAGUGAUUCAGACAACAGAGCAACAAUAAGCCCUUUACACUUGGCUGCCUAUCAUGGUCACCAUCAAGCACUAGAAGUGUUGGUACAGUCUUUGUUAGAUCUUGAUGUGAGAAACAGUAGUGGAAGAACACCCUUAGAUCUUGCAGCAUUUAAGGGCCAUGUUGAAUGUGUGGAUGUACUCAUUAAUCAGGGAGCCUCAAUCUUAGUCAAAGAUUACAUUUUGAAGAGAACGCCUAUACAUGCAGCAGCAACAAAUGGUCAUUCAGAAUGCUUACGACUACUAAUAGGAAAUGCAGAACCACAAAAUGCUGUAGACAUUCAAGAUGGAAAUGGACAGACUCCUCUGAUGCUGUCUGUUCUCAAUGGGCACACAGAUUGUGUUUACUCACUGCUAAACAAAGGAGCAAACGUAGAUGCCAAAGAUAAGUGGGGAAGGACAGCACUGCAUAGAGGGGCAGUUACAGGCCAUGAAGAAUGUGUAGAUGCAUUACUUCAACAUGGUGCUAAGUGCUUAUUUCGGGAUAGUAGAGGCCGGACACCUAUACACUUGUCAGCUGCCUGUGGGCACAUCGGUGUUCUUGGAGCCCUUUUGCAGUCAGCAGCCUCUGUGGACACAAACCCAGCCACAGCCGACAAUCAUGGAUAUACAGCGCUUCACUGGGCCUGCUACAACGGUCAUGAGACAUGUGUAGAACUUCUUUUAGAACAGGAAGUUUUCCAGAAAAUUGAAGGAAAUGCUUUCAGUCCAUUGCAUUGUGCUGUGAUCAAUGACAACGAAGGUGCUGCUGAGAUGUUGAUUGACACAUUAGGUGCCAGCAUCGUGAACGCCACAGAUUCAAAAGGAAGAACUCCUCUCCAUGCUGCUGCCUUUACAGACCAUGUGGAGUGUUUACAGCUGCUGCUCAGCCAUAAUGCUCAAGUCAAUUCUGUGGACUCUUCCGGGAAAACACCUCUCAUGAUGGCUGCAGAAAACGGACAAACAAACACAGUUGAGAUGCUGGUUAGCAGUGCUAGUGCAGAUCUGACUUUACAAGACAACACUAAAAACACCGCCCUCCAUUUGGCUUGCAGCAAGGGUCAUGAAACUAGUGCCUUGUUAAUACUGGAAAAGAUAACAGAUAGAAACCUCAUCAAUGCAACUAAUGCAGCCUUGCAAACACCUCUGCAUGUUGCUGCCCGAAAUGGGCUAACAAUGGUGGUUCAGGAACUUUUGGGGAAAGGAGCAAGUGUGCUUGCAGUAGAUGAAAAUGGCUAUACCCCAGCUUUGGCCUGUGCUCCCAAUAAGGAUGUAGCUGAUUGCCUAGCUCUCAUCUUGGCCACCAUGAUGCCUGUCUCAUCAAGUAGUCCUUUAUCAUCCCUGACAUUCAAUGCCAUUAAUCGUUACACCAACACCUCAAAAACAGUCAGCUUUGAAGCCUUGCCCAUCAUGAGGAAUGAACCGAGCUCCUAUUGCAGUUUCAACAACAUUGGCGGGGAACAGGAGUACUUAUACACCGACGUGGAUGAGCUCAAUGACUCUGACUCCGAGACCUACUGAGAGGCUGAGCCAGGGGUCGAGAGAGUUCUGACACUAACGCUUCAGACUGUGCUUUUCAGGAGGAAGGCGCUUCCUCAUUCAAGUACAACUUCAGCCUGAGAGGGAAGAUCUCAGAGUGAACGAGUGUAAGACAUGUGACGACAUUAGGAAGAAGAAUUUUAAAGGCAAGUUUUGCAAAAGGAACUUUUAGGGUCUUGAAAUAGACUUGAUCAGAGGAAAACACUUUGAUGUCAAAUUGCUUUGUGGAAUUGUUUCAUUUGGUUUUGCAGUGCCAGGAAUAAUUUGGGACACUGUGCACCCUAAUCUGCUUACACAAGCAACACUAUUAUAAAAAAAGAGAUAAGGACACUAGAUUUAAAUGUUAUCAGUAGAGCUACAGUUAUAUUUAAGGGCAAUAAAAGUUUGGUGCAGUAGGCAUUAUGUGCACAGCAAAUUGCCAAAGGACCAAAUAAGUUAAAGGGUUUAAUAGAAUGCCAUUUUGUGGAGACUGGAGUAGGGGAAAUAAGACAUUAUCUAAACCAAACGAAUAUUUCUGAAAAUGAAGCUGAGAUUUGGUUUUAAAUAUUGAUUUUUUUUUUUUUUAAGAGAAAACAUCUGAAAGCCUUCGAAUCCUGUAUAAACCAUGAGAGAAAGCAGAUGUAUUUUUACAUUUUUUCUUUUACAUAAAAAUUUUAAAAUUCCAAGUUUUAUAAUAUUAGAAUUGAAAACCAGCUGACUGGGUGCAGUGAGGGCGAAAACUUGUGAUGUAGACAUGAGAUAGAUCAGGGCCAGGCUACUGUUGCCCAGUUUUGAAUGAUUUAGGUUUUUAAUUGAACUAUUUUUGUUUGAAAAAUGUAAAGAAUUUCCUAGAAGAAAAUUUCAAAAAAUCCAAAAUUAAAUUAUUUUCACCUUAUUGCAGCUAAGCUUUCAGCAUCACUACUUUGGAUGGUACACCUUCAUCACUUACUACUCUCUGUGCCUCCUCCAGGAUUGGGGGAUUUUUGUUGUCUUUGUUUAGUGAAGAAUCAAAUCCCUUGUUAUUGAUAUGUUAACAUCAUCAGGUCCUUUAGAAGUCAUUUGCAUAUUGGGCAAGAUUUAAAAUACUAAAAUCUUUAGGUCCUAUUCAGAUUGGGGGAAAGAAGCAACUGCCUUUCGAAUAACAGAGGGGUGAGGAGAGAGAGAGAAGGCUGACAUUUAGGCUUUUAAACAACAAUUUACAUUGUUCUGCUUUUACUAUAACUCACUUUCCCAGUGAGAAUGAUUUCACACGUGUAGGGGGUCUUACAGGUCUAGGUAGAGUUCCAUAAAUUUUCACAAAAUGAUUCCCAAUUUCAUUUUAUCCUUUUUGUAUUGUAAAACUGGAAACUUUAUGACAUUGUAAAUUAUCAGCUGGUUUUUCUGAAUAUAAAGUGUGAAAACACAGAACAGUAUUUUGAUCUAUUUGAUAAUUUUGUGGGUUUUUUGAAGAAUUAAUGAGCAUGUACAUAGAAAUAGUGACUGCUUGAAUACUGUAUUUACUUGCACUCUUUCAGUACAUCAAGAUUCCUGUAUAUUUUAGAGUAUAAUAAAACACAGAUGUGAGUUGUAUUUAAUGAAUAAUGUAUUUGUAUCUGUGCAUAUGACCUAAAAAUCUAUAAAGUUUCUAGGGCAUUGACUACUAGAUUUUAAGCAUU